Messenger RNA from Ostertagia ostertagi, 318 nucleotides. The record is from the annotation of a GenBank genome assembly. Lineage: Eukaryota; Metazoa; Nematoda; Chromadorea; Rhabditida; Trichostrongylidae.
AUGGUGGUGUCGGGUCUUCCGGAGCGAAGGGACGACCACGCGUCGCAGAUCGCACAGAUGAGUUUGGCGCUGCUGCACAAGGUGAAGAACUUCGUGAUACGGCAUCGACCGAACGAUCAGCUCAAAUUGCGUAUCGGAAUGCAUUCCGGCUCCGUAGUGGCCGGUGUUGUCGGCUCAAAAAUGCCUCGCUAUUGUCUCUUCGGCGACACGGUGAACACCUCGAGUCGAAUGGAAAGCAAUGGACUACCCCGCCUCAUCGCACCUUCUGCACCCAUGAUGUAUCCAAUGAUGAAAUUGACGUUGGUCGAUCCCUCUUAG